CACGAUCACGAAAUCAGUACCACCUAUACGCUAGGGGAAUUGUGGGAAUUCGGCAACGGAAUAGACGACAAUCCCAUUCUGAUUGCUGUUCUGGGACGGGUGUACGACGUUUCGGCUGGGGAACGCUUUUACGGCGAAACUGGCCCGUACCACGUCUUUGCCGGACGCGACGUCACCUACGCUCUAGGG
This is a messenger RNA of Phaeodactylum tricornutum CCAP 1055/1, 189 nucleotides long. RefSeq lists its product with no specific name. NCBI's taxonomy places the organism in Eukaryota, Bacillariophyta, Bacillariophyceae, Surirellales, Neidiaceae. Gene Ontology annotation, cellular component: membrane; endomembrane system. The annotation marks the transcript as partial. The transcript has a single exon. The record is from RefSeq and is a predicted model, not a curated record.